AUGCAGCUCGAUGAGGGGAUGCUGCGCGUAACGAAGCUCUCAGGGGAGGAGGUGGCGAGCAUAGCCGUCGGGGAGGUGCGCGACGUGAGGUCCUUGAAGCGGCGCUUGAGCAAGCUGCCAGGCGUACCCCCGCGCUUCCGGCAGAGGCUCCUUCUCAACGGCCGUGAGCUGGAGGAUGCAGCAGAGCUGGGCUCCCCCAUGGACCUUCAACUGGUGUUGCUGGCCUUCGCCGAUGUAUCGCGAACAGAGGUGGACAAGUUCACAGCCGCCGCCCGACGGGGAUCCGCAGCCGAGGUGGAGGCUAUGCUGCAGCUCCCCCAUGACCCGAACUUGCUUGGCGCGAACGGCUCUGCAGCUCUGGUGCUUGCGUCUUUGGCAGGUGUGAUGCUGAGAUUUGUGCGUUUGCUGUCGGAUGCUGACGGCUCGAACGUGGCACCGGCGGUGGCGAAGGAGCAAGAGCAUUCGGCGUCGCUGGACUCAGCCAAGGCUCAGCUGAAGACAGCCAAAGACGAGGCUGUGGCGAAGGAGCAAGAGCUUUCGGCGUCACUGGACUCAGCCAAGGCUCAGCUGAAGACAGCCAAGGAUGAGGCGGCGGCGAAGGAGCAAGAGCUCUCGGCGUCACUGGAGUCAGUCAAGGCGCAGCUGAGGACAGCGAGGGACGAGGCGACGGCGAAAGAGCAAGAGCUUUCCGCGUCGCUGGAGUCUGCCAAGGCCAAGUCUCUGGACUUGGAGACGCAGCUGAGGGCAUCGAAGGAUGAGGCGGCUGAGAUCCUCGCUGCCCAGGCUUCCGGGAACCAGGUGGCCGAGUCGCUCGGGGCGAAGCUUGCCGCGUCGGAAGCGCACGCGGCGUCCCUGGAGGGCCGGAUUUCCGACCUCGAAGCUCAGCUUGCAGCGGCCAGGGAUGAGGCGCAAUCCGAAAGCCGGCGUCGGGAUGACAAAGAGCAGGCCUUACAGGCCAAGUCUUCGGAUCUCGAAGCCCAGCUUGCGGCGGCGAGGGAGCAGGUCGCCACGCACCAAACAGCACAGGUCUCCGGCAACCAGGUUGCCGAGCAGCUGCAGGGGCAGCUUCGGGCGUCCGAGAAGCGCUGCGCCGACUUGGAGUCCGACAAGCUGCAGCUCCUGGAGAAGCUAAGGGCUCACGAGGAGGCUUUGGGCACGGCUCAGCAGAGAUGUGCCGAGUUGGAGGCCGACAAGCAAGCUGCUGCAACAGCCGGAAGUGCCGAUGCAGCCAAGGCUGAGGCUGCCCUGCAAAGCAAGGCUGCCGAGGCCCAGCGCGAGUCGGAGCGGCUCAGGGCGGAGAACGCGGGCCUGGAGCGGGACGUCGUUGACUUGGCCAGGAUGCUCAGCGAGUUGAAAGCUGCAGUGCACCAGUACGCUGGCGGCGGGAUCGGAGGUUCGUA
Molecule: messenger RNA, 1400 nt
Organism: Symbiodinium natans
Lineage: Eukaryota; Dinophyceae; Suessiales; Symbiodiniaceae
Source: the annotation of a GenBank genome assembly